Messenger RNA from Pimephales promelas (fathead minnow), 3339 nucleotides. It is a transcript of the gene hnf1ba, whose product is annotated as HNF1 homeobox Ba. Gene Ontology annotation, cellular component: nucleus. Gene Ontology annotation, molecular function: DNA-binding transcription factor activity, RNA polymerase II-specific; RNA polymerase II cis-regulatory region sequence-specific DNA binding. Lineage: Eukaryota; Metazoa; Chordata; Actinopteri; Cypriniformes; Leuciscidae. Gene Ontology annotation, biological process: liver development; positive regulation of DNA-templated transcription; pancreas development. The record is from RefSeq and is a predicted model, not a curated record.
CAUUCAGUCCGACAGGGAAGUGGCCUAACUUUUCCGAGCAGGUGUCUUCGGAGGAGCUCAUUGGAGGAGUGAAGAGGGAAAAUUUCACAUUCUGCAUUUCCCUCUUUACACCUCCCUGCGUACUAAACAUUUAGAUGUUCGCAAAAAUGGUUUCAAAGUUGACGUCUUUGCAACAGGAGCUUUUGAGCGCCUUGUUGGACUCUGGAGUUACGAAAGAUGUGCUUCUGCAAGCUUUGGAAGACCUGGACCCAAGCCCGAGCUCUUUUGGAGUUAAACUGGACAGUCUUCAGAUGUCGCCCUCCGGUUCCAAACUCAGUGAUACGGAUUCAAAGCCGGUGUUUCACACGCUGACCAAUGGACACAGUAAAGGGAAGUUAUCAGGGGAUGAUGAGGGCUCGGAGGACGGGGAUGAUUUCGACACACCGCCGAUACUGAAAGAACUGCAGUCUCAAAACACAGAGGAGGCAGCGGAGCAGAGGGCAGAAAUAGAUCGGAUGUUGUCGGAGGACCCGUGGCGCGCGGCCCGCAUGAUCAAAGGAUACAUGCAGCAGCACAAUAUCCCUCAGCGCGAGGUAGUGGAUGUGACAGGACUCAAUCAGUCGCACCUGUCACAGCACCUGAAUAAAGGCACGCCUAUGAAAACGCAGAAACGGGCUGCGCUCUACACCUGGUAUGUCAGGAAACAGCGGGAGAUCUUGCGACAAUUCAACCAGAUCUCACAUGGCUGUGGCAGCAACAUGUCAGACAAAGGCAAUCAGGAUCAGGUGCUACUUUUUUUCUCAGACUAUAGUCAGUCUGCGCAGGGGAUGGUGCAGCCAGGGGAUGAUGCUGCCAUUGAACCUGCUUGCAAGAAGCUCAGACGCAACCGCUUCAAAUGGGGGCCUGCAUCCCAACAGAUCCUUUACCAGGCUUACGAACGGCAGAAGAACCCCAGCAAAGAGGAGAGGGAGGCACUGGUAGAGGAGUGCAAUCGGGCUGAGUGCCUCCAGAGAGGAGUGUCGCCAUCCAAAGCUCAUGGGCUUGGCUCCAACCUGGUCACAGAGGUGCGAGUCUACAACUGGUUUGCCAACAGGAGGAAGGAAGAGGCUUUUAGACAAAAAUUGGCCAUGGAUGCCUACAGUGGGCCAACGCACAGUCUGAACUCCCUCCUUUCACAUAGUUCCCCACAUCACCCACAAGCCAGCAGCUCCCCACCAGGAAAGAUGCAAGGUGUCCGGUACAGCCAACAAGGUCCUGGUGAAGUGAGUUCCUCCUCGACGAUCAAUCACCAUAGCAGUAAUGCCAUGGUAACCAGCCAGUCAGUAUUACAGCAGGUCUCUCCGGGUGCACUGGACCCCAGUCACAGUCUCCUGUCAUCUGACUCCAAGAUGAUCUCUGUAUCAGGUGGAGGUCUUCCUCCAGUCAGCACCCUGACCAACAUCCAUGCAUCUCACCAUGUGCACCAACAGACCCCCAACCUCAUAAUGCCCCUCUCUGGAGUCAUGGCCAUCGCACAAAGUUUGAAUACGUCGCAGGCACAGACGAUACCUGUCAUCAACAGCGUUUCAGGCAGUCUGGCAGCUCUGCAGCCGGUGCAGUUCUCGCAACAGCUAAACGUCCAACACCAGCAGCUCAUGCAACAGUCAGCAGGCCACAUGAGCCAACAGCCCUUCAUGGCCUCCGUCUCACACUCACACAUGUACUCACACAAGCAGGAGCCACCCCACUAUUCUCACUCGUCUCGGUUUCCCCCCACCAUGGUGGUGACAGAUGCCAACAGCCUCAGUACACUGAGUUCAAUGUCCUCCAGCAAACAGUGUCCGCUGCAGGCCUGGUGAGCGUGUACACCUGACUUCCUCGAUGCCUAGCAACAGGAGCACAUCGUCCUUACCUCCAUUCUCCCUCAUCGUGCCCGUAUCUGUGGCAACCCAUAAUAAGUGCUCGCGGCACAUUGGAUGAGGAGUUUGUCAAUAAACCAGGGGCUGCGGUGAAGGGCAAGACUCACAAGACCGAACACUGUCGGGUUGUUCAAGAAGUCUGGCAAUUCACGGACGACCAACAACGGUACAAACUUUAGUGACGGUAUUUUCCUUCUCAGUGAUGGACGAACCAUAUUAAUGAACAUGGGUGAUCCUGAAGAACAAAAAGAUGGUCAGACAAAGCUACAGAUACAAAACUGCACCAGAAAGGAGUGUUCCUGGAAUAAGAGCACAAUAUGUUUCUAGAUGUGCUCAGUGAACUGUGUGAAACAAUGACAAUCAGCCAAUGAAGCAUCUGGAAGCUUUUAUGUAACGUAUAACUGUGAUGCAAAAACGUCUUCCUUUAAAUCUGAAUGCUCAGACAAUGUUCUGUACAGUUGGAUGUAAAUACAAGCAAUUAUUAUGAAGGAUAUAAAUAUUUGAUAAUCCAUGUGGUGUGCUUUUAUCUGUCUAAACAUGUAAACUGUGAUUUAGGAUGUGACAAUCUAAGGAACAGGUAUGACGUAUUGGAAGAGUGUGCAGUUUCCAAAGGUUAAAAGUGAGGUAAAUGUUAAAGCACAUUCAACAAAACCUGAACCUAUCGAUCUAACUUUAAAUCUGGUUUUAAAAUAGACGCUACUGUCAAUGUUGACUAUUUGCGUUGGUGUCGUCAGAUAGAUAAGACUCAUCUUUCAGAUGGAGGAACUCAGUAUAACAGACUCCCAUCCAACGAAUUCUGGAUUCAUUUUAUGGUCGAUCAGAGAGACUGAUAACUCUUAUCCGCAUAGCCGGUCACCAUCUUUGUGAUACCGAAGGGAACGGCCAUGAAUCAUGACGACGUGCCUUUCUAAUCUAAAUAUUGAUCUACAAUCAAACUGUCAUUGUCAUGUUGGAGAGAUAUGUGAAAAAGAGCGUCCUGUUGAAUUGGUCUGUUAUUGGACUGUGUAAUUGUUAUCAGUAGGAAUACUGAUUUUUUUCAUGAAAGUUCGCCGUUCGCCAUUUCGAACAGUAUUAUUUGCUCACACACAACUCUGAACUAACAGGAAGCAUUGUGAAAUAGUUUUUAUUGUGGUGCUUUACUGGUCCAUGAAAUGAAAACUGACAAUGUCAUUUUGGUAAACUGAAGAAACUAGUACAAACGUCCCGUUUUAGUCCCAUCUGAGAGUUUGAAUACUUGUCAAAAGGUCACUUCGAUGUUCUUUUUUAAUGUUGUUGACUAUGUUCCCACUGCCAGUUGACCUGAGGUUACAGUACUGGUUUAUUCUCCCGUUUAUGCUGGAUUUAUACAAAAUGUGAUUCUUUCCACAUUGUAUUAUUUUUGUAUAAAAUGAAAUCAAUCUUUUAAAAUCACUAUUUAUGCUUUACAUAAAAAAGUUUCAAGUAAAGUUUUUUUUGCUCAAGA